Molecule: messenger RNA, 2421 nt
Organism: Symsagittifera roscoffensis
Lineage: Eukaryota; Metazoa; Xenacoelomorpha; Acoela; Convolutidae
Product: proteasomal ubiquitin receptor ADRM1-like
Exons: 5
Coding region: 51-2246 (731 amino acids)
Cellular component (GO): nucleus; proteasome regulatory particle, lid subcomplex; cytoplasm
Molecular function (GO): endopeptidase activator activity; proteasome binding
Source: RefSeq, a predicted model, not a curated record
ACAGCAUUGUAUUCCUCUAAAAAGACUGUAUUGUUUUCAGACUGAUAUAAAUGGCCGCUCUGUUUUCCGCCGGAUCUUCCUCCGCCAGGGGUUCGGGAGGCGCUGACUCCUCGUCUGCUUCGCGCAAUCUGAUUGAGUUCCGGGCGGGUAAGAUGCAACUGAAGGGCACUAAGGUGGUGCCUGAUAAGAGGAAGGGUCUUUUCUACAUUCACCGCGAGAGGGAGACCAUGUUGACACAUGUGUGCUGGAAGGAUAGAACCAGUGGGACUGUUGAGGAUGAUCUCAUUGUUUUCCCGGAUGACUGCAAGUGGAGUCGGGUGAGUCAGUGUACCACUGGGAGAGUGUUCCUGCUGCGCUUCACCAGCUCAGCUAAGAAACUCUUCUUCUGGAUGCAGGAACCGAAGGAAACCAAGGAUGAAGAGUACUCUGAAAAAAUCAACAAGAUCCUCAACGACCCCGAGGAGUCCCAGGAUGCUAUGCCUAAUAUGAACAGCACUAGUACUGAACAGUUACUCUCCCAUAUGUUUGGAGCUGCAGGAGGUGGUCCUGGGGGAUCUUCCCAGGAACAGAUGUUGCAGCAGCUGUUCCAGUCGGGUGCCCUGGGAAGCAGACUCAGUGCGGCUGCCGCAGGAGCAGGAGCAACUGGCAGUUCUUCGGGUGGGGCAGCCGGGGCUGGGUCCCGUGUACGCAGUGCAAGGGCCUCGGAGUCUGAACAAGCCGCAACAGCAAAGGCCAACACCUCGAAGGCAGUGAGCAGCAGUCAGCAGCCAUCGACCAUGCAGUUGGAUCAAUUCCAGGACCUCAUGAGCAAUCUCAGUUCAAAAGGAGCAACCUCACAUGUGAACCUAGCUGCAGCUUUACCGCUGGAUCUGUCAUCUAUGCUGGCAUCGCCACACAUCAUAGAGCGUCUGAGUGCCCACGUUCCGGCAACACCAGAGGGGCCGUCGGGUUCUAAAACAGCUGCAGCAACAGAGCUACGACAGUCGCUGGCUGCACCUCAAUUCAGACAGUCUCUGUCUUUGUUCAGUGCCGCUUUUAGCAGUGGCCAGUUGGCUCCAGUCAUCAGCCAGUUUGAACUGGGCUCAGAAGCAGAAGAGGCUGCAAACAGCGGAGACUUAGCAAAGUUUGUCGAGGCACUGAAUAAGAAAGUAAAGGAGAAACAGUCCACAUCAGAUUCUAAGCCAGGCGGAGAAAAUGAAGGGAAGAAAGAUGAAGAUGAUAAAGAGAAAGAUAACGAGAAAAAGACUGAUGAGAAUAUGGAAAUUUUCCCGGAUGACUGCAAGUGGAGUCGGGUGAGUCAGUGCACCACUGGGAGAGUGUUCCUGCUGCGCUUCACCAGCUCAGCCAAGAAACUCUUCUUCUGGAUGCAGGAACCGAAGGAAACCAAGGAUGAAGAGUACUCUGAAAAAAUCAACAAGAUCCUCAACGACCCCGAGGAGUCCCAGGAUGCUAUGCCUAAUAUGAACAGCACUAGUACUGAACAGUUACUCUCCCAUAUGUUUGGAGCUGCGGGAGGUGGUCCCGGGGGAUCUUCCCAGGAACAGAUGUUGCAGCAGCUGUUCCAGUCGGGUGCCCUGGGAAGCCGACUCAGUGCGGCUGCCGCAGGAGCAGGAGCAACUGGUAGUUCUUCGAGUGGGGCAGCCGGGGCUGGGUCCCGUGUACGCAGUGCAAGGGCCUCGGAGUCCGAACAAGCCGCAACAGCAAAGGCCAACACCUCGAAGGCAGUGAGCAGCAGUCAGCAGCCAUCGACCAUGCAGUUGGAUCAAUUCCAGGACCUCAUGAGCAAUCUUAGUUCAAAAGGAGCACCCUCACAUGUGAAUCUAGCGGCAGCUUUACCGCUGGAUCUGUCAUCUCUGCUGGCAUCGCCACACAUCAUAGAGCGUCUGAGUGCCCACGUUCCGGCAACACCAGAGGGGCCGUCGGGUUCUAAAACAGCUGCAGCAACAGAGCUACGACAGUCGCUGGCUGCACCUCAAUUCAGACAGUCUCUGUCUUUGUUCAGUGCCGCUUUUAGCAGUGGCCAGUUGGCUCCAGUCAUCAGCCAGUUUGAACUGGGCUCAGAAGCAGAAGAGGCUGCAAACAGCGGAGACUUAGCAAAGUUUGUCGAGGCACUGAAUAAGAAAGUAAAGGAGAAACAGUCCACAUCAGAUUCUAAGCCAGGCGGAGAAAAUGAAGGGAAGAAAGAUGAAGAUGAUAAAGAGAAAGAUAACGAGAAAAAGACUGAUGAGAAUAUGGAAACCAACUAGAAAUUCCAAAUGGCCAAUAGCUAAAAGGACUACUGACUGUUCAACAAAGGACUGAUAUAAGUUAAAGUAUUUUUUGGUUGGACUCUAGCCGAAAUAAGGGACAAAAGAUACAAAUCUGUUUGAUUGUUUUGAAAAUUAAGUAUUGAAAAUGAAUAAAAAUAAAGUUUCUAACUUA